AGCGCUCACGGGUUAUAGCUAUAGCCAUGAGUGGAAUUAAUUCCAUCUACUUCCGGGUUCUCGUAAAGUGAACAAGUUCAACGAUCUAAAAUGUCAACGAUUGCUGGAGAAUCCUUACAAAUGGACGAAGAGGAGGAAUUUAAGAAAUUUGUAAUUUUAUACCGCAACGCAUUACAAGGGUCGGUAAUACCUGAAACAUACUGGAGGAGUCUCCAUCAUAAGCUCACCAACGAGAUUUAUGAUGCUGGGGAGGUGUUUACAAUAAUCCAAAUUCAAGAAAAUUAUGAUGAUAGUGGAAAGACUGGUGAGUGCACAGACAAGGACAAGCCUGGAACGAUGCGCUCCGAAGUGGUUGUUUCCUGCCAGAGUGGACUGCAAGCUUCACAGCCAACAAGUAUUUUCCUGGUCGACCACGCUUGGACGUAUCGUGUUGAUCACGCUCGUCAGCAGCUGCAGCAGAUUCCUGGCUUGCUGUCCAGAAUGGCGUCCCUCAUGGGGCUGGAUUUGAGUGCGAAGAAGAACGAUGCUGAUGGAGUUGACUUAGUGAUGGAGCACAUGUGGCUCUACAACCAGACAUAUCAACUUUCGCAAGGGUGUGCGGAGGAGAAGAUUCCAGUGUGGUACAUAAUGGAUGAGUUUGGUUCCCAAGUGCGUCACUCGGACCAACCCAGCUGUGGCAUGGCUCCCUUUUUCUUUGCCGAGGCCCAAGCGGCCUUCACUGUCCUCUGGCCUCUCAGAGAUCUGCAAAAGGGAGAUGAAAUAACCCGUGACUUUGCAUACAGCGAAGCGGACCCGCUGGUUCGACAGUGCCGUUUGUUCCCGUGGAUAUCGGCUGACCUUCAAGGGGUGUGUCCAAAAAUCACGGAGCCAGCAGAUUCAUACUAUGAGGCUGUUUUACGGGAGAAUAAAGAGCAACUUCCUGUGGAAAUUCAUCCCCCCGCACCACCCGAGGGCCAAAUCCUAAAGGUGUACUCUGAAAUGUCGCAAGUGAUUAAUCACUUGACGCAUGCUGGUUUUGAACUGACGGAGAAUGAGGAGGAGGCGGAUGUCAUUUGGAGCUACAACCACAUCAAAGAGUACAGAAAGUUCAGCAUGGAGCGACCUCAUGUGAUGCUGAAUCAGUUCCCCUGUGAGAACCUCAUCACUGUGAAGGACUGCCUUGCUGCCUUAUCCCGGAGAGUGACGAGAGCUUCUGAUGUGAUACCGAUAACCUUCAACCUCCAUACAGAGCUUCCACAAUUCAUAAGGCACUAUCAAGAGAGACAACAAAGGGGCCAAGAUAACCACUGGAUAUGUAAGCCGUGGAAUCUGGCCCGUGGAAUGGACAUACACAUCACAAACAACCUGAACUACAUAAUCCGACAGCGAGAGAGUACACCAAAGGUUGUGUGUAAAUACAUCGAGGACCCGGUGCUGUUCAAGAGGGAGGACGUUGGACUGGUCAAGUUUGACAUCCGCUACAUGUUGAUGCUACGCUCUGUCAACCCGCUGCGUCUCUACGCCUACAAUGUCUUCUGGUUGCGCUUUGCAAAUAGACCUUUCUCGCUGGAUCAUUUUGAUGACUACCAGAAACAUUUUACGGUCAUGAACUAUACGGAGGGUGUGCAGCUAAAGCAGAUUCACUUUGAUGAGUUCAUCUUGUUGUUUGAAAAACAGUACCCCCAAUAUACCUGGAAGGAAGUGGAAGCCCAAUUGUUCGAAGCAUUCAAGAGGCUCUUCCAGGCCGCUUCAUCUCGACCUGCCCCGUAUGGCAUUUGUCCAUACCCGUCUUCCCGUGCAAUCUACGCGGCAGACCUCAUGCUGAAGUGGAGAACAGAAGACAAUGGUCAGAGAGUCAUGAUUCCUCAAAUUCUUGAGUUCAACUUCAGCCCCGACUGCACCCGGGCGUGCCUCUACCACCCAGAUUUUUACAAUCACAUGUUCCAGACGCUCUUCUUGGACCGGCCUGAAGAUUGCCCUGUGACACAGAUUGCAUGAUCACCUUAUUUCUUCUUCUCCACCGACUUCCUUUGUUUGUAAAGCUGGAGAAAGUUUGGUUCUUUGUGCUUUUGGAAAGUAAAAAUACAAAUGAGGGUUCAGGUUA
Messenger RNA from Hippocampus zosterae (dwarf seahorse), 2083 nucleotides. RefSeq names its product tubulin--tyrosine ligase-like protein 12. Bases 91 to 1977 code for a protein of 628 amino acids. The transcript is spliced from 14 exons. NCBI's taxonomy places the organism in Eukaryota, Metazoa, Chordata, Actinopteri, Syngnathiformes, Syngnathidae. Gene Ontology annotation, biological process: protein modification process. The record is from RefSeq and is a predicted model, not a curated record.